Hylaeus volcanicus is the source of this 2378-nucleotide messenger RNA. It is a transcript of the gene IntS10, whose product is annotated as integrator complex subunit 10. The record is from RefSeq and is a predicted model, not a curated record. Gene Ontology annotation, biological process: snRNA processing. Gene Ontology annotation, cellular component: integrator complex. The coding region runs from base 67 to 1953 and encodes 628 amino acids. NCBI's taxonomy places the organism in Eukaryota, Metazoa, Arthropoda, Insecta, Hymenoptera, Colletidae. The transcript has 8 exons.
CUGCUAGAUAGCGCCACUGGUAAUAAAACCAGUGUCAGAGCUAGCAACAGCUUGACGUCUCUAAACAUGUUGGAAAAAUCAUCUGUCACGGAUAAUAAUCAAUUGUCCAAAGAAGAUUACUUAAUUAUGCGUGCAAAGGAUGCACUGCCACUGGACAUUUACGCUGCCAAAUCUUGGUUAAUUACAGCGAAAUCGUUGUUUCCUCAUAGCGCAAAAGUUCAGUUCGAAGCAUAUCGAAUCGAGAAGCUUUCGAAAAACGUGAAGGAGGCGGCAAAAUGUUUCAGCGAAAUAUUUCAGAAUUUUCCGGACGAUCGAGAUAUAUGGAAGGAAAUAGAAACGGUGACGGCGUGCCUUCGUUUAGAACAAUGCGACCCAGAAGCAGAAUUUUUAUGCCAAAUGUUUCAACAUAUACCACAAGAGCUUCAACACAGACUGCUUGUCAUGACUGCUGACCAUAGUGAAGAUACAAUGGAACAUUGCAAAUUAUUACUCCUACUACUACGUAGAUUUCCUCAGACUAUUGCCACUCAUGGACCACGGUUAGUAGAAACACUUCUCACUGCAGAAAAGCACAGUCAUCCUGGACGUACUGUGAAUGGAUUUAGAAGACUGUUGGCUUGUGAUGCAUUGCCAUUACUUGGCACUGCUCCAGUAGAAUUAAAUCCGCGACUCAGUCUGAGAUUGCUCUGCAAGGCAGUAGAAUUUUAUUUGGCAUACAUACAGCAACCUCAAGACAAUCAAAUUCAGCAUCCGUGGGACAGACUAUUUCAAGUUGUAGAAUUAAUUGGGAAAAAGUUAGGAUGGGAAUUGAGUAGUUUAUUCUCUUUGGUUUGGAACAGAGAUACCUACUGUGAAAGGCUGCAUCAGUAUGCAAUGGCACAUGCUUCAAAUUUAUGCGAAGAAUUAGUAGUUAGACAAUUAUUAAUGUGUACUGUUGUGGUUUUACUACGAAUAUUAAAUGAACACAAUGCACUUAUUAAUAAUGGUGAAACUAUGUUUUGUUUGAUAGAAGCAUUUGGGGAAUGUGUACAUUCGUCUGCAGUAGAACCAAAACUGAAAAAACGGAAAAGAGAUGACAAUGUCGGGAUUGCUGUAACGAGCGACGGUGAUUACAGCGGUAGUGGUCUGGGAUUAGCCGUGAAAUUAUGGGACCUGUUACACAGUAGCGAUUACUUGCAAAGAGAAAUCGGAAAAUUAAAUCAGCAACUUCGAUUAGAUGCUUGGUUAAACUCAUUUUUAACAGAUUUAGCUAUGUACAAAGGGUUACAUCACGAAGUACUAGCAAGGUUGUCACAAGAAGCAGGUAGUUUAUCUGCUCAUCUUCGUUUAGCAAGUACAUGUUUUUUCUUAAAAGAUUAUAAGGGUAUGUUAGAGUACAUAGUCUUAGUAGUUAGCGCGCUACCCACGGCAGGUGGGAAAAUAUCGCAUAAUUUGACAGUUCCCUGUGCAAGACAUUUACACUAUUUAACAAUUGCCCGAUUUCCCGUGGUACAGUAUUGUUGCAGAUUACUUCUUUCCGCCAUAAAGGAGAAUUUUUCUUUACCUGGCGGUGUCGGGGACUUGGCAAUAGGACAUGCGUUGGUACUAAUGCAAAUUGAUUGGCCUCAAGAAGCUAGUACUUUAUCCACAAUCACAGAAAGAAUUAUCAAUCGUGGUUCUUUUACUUAUCCAUUGUUUCAAGCUUACAUUAUAUGCGUGGAUAUUUUAGAGGAAUUGACGUAUCUGUGGACAGAACAUGGCGGCGGUGUGUCUUUGGAUAUAGCCACAGCAUCGGGGGUUUUACAAAUUAGACGCAUUACUACUCGCGGAGCUGACAAAGGAGUACGAGAAGAAGUGAAACAAGCGAUGCGUCGACAAGCAGCUCGUGACGGAAUCGAUCCCUUGGACGAAUUAUUGCAAAAGUUUAUUAUUAACGAAAAAGCUGCUAUUUUACACAGUUUGAUCAUCCAGUAAUAAUAUAAUUUUUUUAUUUAAAAAUAUACACACAAUUCCUUUGAAGCCAACUUUAAUAUUUUAUAUAUACAAUAUAUUAGUUAAAAGAAAAAAAUCGAUUAACAAUCUGUAUGGGAACGCUUCAGAUGCCCUCUGCUCCGAUAUUUCCAACUACUUUUUACAAGCUACUUACAUAAUGAAUUGUUUAGUUGUACAGGAAUAAUAAUAAUACAAGUCCAUCGAACUUUGAUAAGCCACAGUCAGAUAUAGAACAUGAAAUAACUCCAUAUUGCGUAUGACAUAAUUAAGCGAUAAAGUUCGUACACGAUUAUUUCUUUUUAUCCAAUAUUCCAAUGAAUGAAUACAACAUAAAUAUCUCAUUUAAUAAGGGUUAUAAAAGUCUCGAAUUAUAAAAAUAAAUGAACAGAAUAAACAUUCUAGGUAUA